Molecule: messenger RNA, 1356 nt
Organism: Sparassis crispa
Lineage: Eukaryota; Fungi; Basidiomycota; Agaricomycetes; Polyporales; Sparassidaceae
Product: Probable D-xylulose reductase
Exons: 11
Coding region: 1-1356 (451 amino acids)
Biological process (GO): D-sorbitol catabolic process
Molecular function (GO): zinc ion binding; L-iditol 2-dehydrogenase (NAD+) activity
Source: RefSeq, a predicted model, not a curated record
AUGGCAGGUACGUCUGGGAGACGGCGGACGCUAGAGCCCCGCCCGAGUGCGCAAUGCGAAUCCAUCGAUGGGGUCCUGCUUCUGCAUCUUAUCCCAGCUACGAAGCUCCCUAGGGAGUCACGGCCCAGACAUCUAUCGGUUGGCGGUCCGGUCUCCCACCCCUCCUCAAAAGUCCCGCUCCUCGCAAUCCUACCAAACUUGCUCCCUCUCUCCACUUUACUAUCUACCAUGUCGACCAACCCUUCUUUCGUCCUCCGCGCAGUCGAAGAUGUUGUGUACGAGGAACGUCCCAUCCCCGACAUCCUCGAUGAUGAGGUCUUGGUCGAGGUGAAAAAGACGGGUAUCUGCGGUUCCGACGUCCACUACCUCGUUGCAGGUCGUAUCGGCGACUUUAUUGUCAAGGACCCAAUGGUUCUCGGACACGAGUCUUCCGGCCUAAUUUCGAAAGUGGGCAAGAAUGUACACACCCUACAACCGGGCGAUCGUGUCGCAAUGGAGCCCGGCGCGACUUGCCGCGUUUGCGAAGACUGCAAGCGCGGACGGUACGAGCUGUGCCCUGAUAUUAUCUUCGCCGCGACCCCGCCCUACGACGGUACCCUCGCGCGGUACUACCGUAUACCCGCAGACCUCUGCUACAAGCUCCCGGCACAGCUUUCACUCGAGGACGGUGCGAUGAUGGAGCCCCUCUCCGUGGCCGUGCACGCCGUCGCCAACAUUGCCGGGCUGAAGACCAACCAGAGCGUGGUCGUCUUCGGCGCGGGCCCCGUCGGGCUCCUCUGCCUCGCCGUCGCGCGCGCGCUCGGCGCGUCGCGCAUCAUCUCGGUGGACAUCGUGCCCUCGCGCCUCGAGUUCGCGAAGCAGUACGCCGCGACGGAGACGUACCUCCCGCCGAAGCCGGAGCCGAACGAGAGCAAGCUCGCGUACUCGGAGCGCAACGCGCGCACCAUGAAGGAAAAGCUCGGCAUCGAGGAGCGCGGCCCGAAGUCGAUCGACCUCGUCGUAGACGCGAGCGGCGCGGAGGUGUCCAUCCAGACCGGCAUCAUCGUCGCGCGGCGGGGCGGGACCUACGUUCAGGUCGGUAUGGGCAGCGCUGAGAUCACCAUCCCGAUCACGACCCUGCUGGUCAAGGAGCUGAACUUCAAGGGCUCCUUCCGCUAUGGCCCCGGCGACUACCCCCUCGCUCUCGCCCUCGUGUCGCAGGGCAAGAUCGAUCUCAAGCCCCUUGUCACACACAGGUACCCGUUCACAGCCGCAAUCGAGGCGUUCGAGACCACCAAGGCCGGGAAAAGCGCGGACGGCAAGGGCGUCAUCAAGGCGAUCAUCUCCGGUCCCGACGUCUCUCCCAACGACCACUAA